This is a messenger RNA of Penicillium oxalicum, 1989 nucleotides long. RefSeq names its product T6SS phospholipase effector Tle1-like catalytic domain-containing protein. The record is from RefSeq and is a predicted model, not a curated record. Bases 1 to 1989 code for a protein of 662 amino acids. Lineage: Eukaryota; Fungi; Ascomycota; Eurotiomycetes; Eurotiales; Aspergillaceae. The transcript has 2 exons.
AUGGCAACGUAUACCGGUCCAACACAGCCAAGUGGGCAUUCGAAGCAAUUUGUACUUUGCUUUGAUGGUACCGGUAACAAGUUCGCUGGCGAUGAAUCUGAUAGCAACGUGCUCAAGAUCUUUCGCAUGUUAGAUCGCAGUCAAAGUCAUCAAUAUCAUUACUACCAACCCGGCAUCGGUACCUAUACCACCACCGCAUCGCUCACCAGUCAUGGUCGUAUUCAACGCAUAAAGUCGUGGUACUUAAAGGCAAAAGACUCGGCCGUCGGUUCUUCCUUUGACGAGCAUGUCAUGGGUGGGUACAAGUUUCUCAUGCGCUAUUACUCCCCAGGCGACGAGAUCUUCUUCAUCGGCUUCAGUCGUGGCGCAUACAUCGCACGAUUCUUGGCCGAGAUGCUGGACUAUAUUGGCCUUCUCGAGGCGGGUAACGAAGAGCUCAUUCGUUUUGCCUGGAAGACAUUUGCCAAGUGGCAGCAGCGUGCAGGUGAAAGUGAGGAAGAUAGAGUGGAGAAGAAGAGACUCUUUGAGUACAUGAAAGCUUUCCGCGAAACUUUCAGCCGUCCAAUCUCACGCAUACGCUUCAUGGGGCUCUUCGACACGGUCAACAGCGUGCCUCGCUUUGAAAACGCCUGGAUGCAACGGAGCAAAUUCCCUUAUACCGCCCGAAGUUCUGCAAGAAUCAUUCGACAUGCGGUGGGGAUCGAUGAGCGCCGAGCCAAAUUUCGACAAGAUCUCAUCUCGGGGCCCCGACCACAAACUAGGGAGCACCGAAAGCUCCGACACCAUUUGCUGUCACGAUAUGCCUCUGCGACUCAGCAUCUGCAUUCUCAGCACCAGGGAGCUCAGGCGACAAGUGGCGAGCCGGAGGUGCCUGCCAUAACACUGAAUGACCAGGUGGAGCUGGCUCCCAGUGGUCACCCUGCUCUCCACGAUACCGCAGCGGACGUAUCCCACGUUCCUGGCUGGGGUCCUUCUGUGGGUGAAUCCUACUACCAUGUACCACCGUCUCGCUCCUCAAAUCAAGGUAGCGAGAAUAACCUUGCAGAUCACAUGGGCCAUCGGUAUCGGGCUCCGUCCCCACGACGGAACAGCCUCACGGUACCCAGGCCCGCGGGCUUGGUCGAUGAACGCCAAUCGGUUCGCAGCGGCCACUCUGGUGAUAUCUCGAUCCGCAUUCCGAGUCUCUCCGGCGAGGAAGAUGAUGAAGAACACCAGGACAUCCACGAGGUGUGGUUUCCCGGCUGCCACGCCGACAUUGGUGGAGGGUGGAAAUUGCAAAAGGGCGAACGGUGGGCUUUGAGUCACGCCCCUUUGGUCUGGAUGGUACAGGAGGCGCGCAAAGCCGGUCUUGAGUUGGAUGAGCGCAAGAUGAAACAAUUUCAAUGCUUGGAAGAAUUUGAAGGCGACUACAGUCCGAUCCGGGAGGACUGGAAGACUUAUGAACAGCAUUAUUGUGCUGACGGUCAUGGUGACAACUCGGAUGCCUUCCGGGCUGUCCCGGAAGAAAAAGAUCGAUCAGCUGCGAGUCGUGCGUUUUGGGACGCCCUGCACGAGUCUAGUACCAAGGGUGCUCUGCACGACUGUCUGAGAUUCAAUCAAGGUCUCCCUCAUAUAUCAGUCCUCUCGUGGCGCAUCAUGGAGUGGCUUCCGUUCCGACGCAUGGAUCUUCAAGAGGACGGUUCGUGGAAGCCAAUCUGUUGGCCUCUACCCCGCGGAGAGGUACGUGAUGUGCCCAUGGACGCAGAAAUCCACGUCUCGGCCAUCCGCCGCAUGCAAGCCGACCCUCAGUACCGCCCAGGCAACGUGAUCGUUGGCGGAGGUGGUCGUGGAGUGCGUGUUGCACCCGCGUCAUACGGAAUGGGCGAAUGGGUUGUUUUCAAGAACGAGGGAGACGGAGUCCGGGAGACGUAUGUUCGCAAGAGCAUCUCGAAGAAGUGCAAGGAGGCUCUUGAGCGAGAGCAGAAGGAGAAGAACACCGCGGAGUGCUGA